AUGUGUGCAGCAACUGGACGCUGCCCAUCUGCUCUCUGCGGCAGCAGCUGUGGGCAGGGGGCAGCGUGCUCCUCGGCACCGUACUGGGACGGGGCAAAUGGCGGCGGGGAGGCUGGUCGGCAGGAGGAGAGUUUUUUUGAAGCAGUGAAAAAAGCAGGGCGGCAUGCCUGCCUGCAAGCGCUGUACACAUGCUUGGCCGAGGGAGCAGACGUCAACGCGAAACGCGGCAUUGGCUUGACAGCGCUUCACUGGGCUGCCUGGAAGAACCCAGACCCUGCAGCGGUGCGCGCCGUGACUGCGGCUCUGGUGGCCGAGGGCGCUGAUGUGCGGGCCAAGGACCAGCAAGGCGCUGAGCGGCUGCACUGGGCAGGCUGGAACAACAACGCCGAGGCAGCAACAGCGGCAGUGCUGGCGCUGGUGGCGGCAGGAGCGGAUUUGCGUGCCAGAUGCAAAGACGGCGCUGAGCCGCGGCCGUUGCACACGGCAGCACUCUGCGGCAACGCUGCGGGGGCAGCAGCGGCUGUGCAGGCGCUGGUGGCGGCAGGAGCAGAUGUGCGGGCGAAGGACAGAGAUAGCGAUGAGCCACAGCACGCGGCACAAAACAGCAAUGCUGAGGCAGCAGCAAUGGCGGUACAGGCGUUGGUGGCGGCCGGUGCAGACGUGCGUGCCAGGCGCAAUGACGGCGCUGAGCCGCUGCACCGGGCAGCACUCAACGGCAAUGGUGUGGCGGCAAAUGCUGCAGUGCAGGCGCUGGUGACGGCUGGCGCUGCUGUGCGUGCCCGUGAUAAGCAUGGCUCUGAGCCGCUGCACGCAGCAGCAAUGAACAACAAACCAGCGGCAGCCGUAAUGGCGGCUCGGGCUCUGCUGGAGGCGGGGGCCUGCCGCACCGCAGUCAACAGGGAUGGCUGCCCACCCUGGCUGCUGGUGCUGGAGCGCCCGGAUGCAGCGCAAUGCGGCCAGCUGCUGCAGCUGCUACUGCCACCUGGGGAGCUCCACCUGAGCAGCCCAGCCCUCCAGCGCUUGGCAGUGGCAGCAGGCGCGCUGCCAGCCGGUGCCGGCAGCAGGCUGUUGGCAGCCGUCAUCCACCAGCUGCUGUCGCCCUCGCAGCCAGCUGGUGCAGAAGCGCAAAACCGCAAGUGUGUGGUGUGCUGGGACGCGCCGCGCAGCGUGGCGCUGCUGCCCUGCGGCCACCUGGCGCUUUGUGCCCGCUGCGCGGAGAGGCAGGAUGUACGGGAGCGGUGCCCUGUGUGCCGCAACGUGUGUACCGGUACUGUCACCAUCUACCACCCCUGA
Messenger RNA from Chlorella variabilis, 1293 nucleotides. RefSeq lists its product as hypothetical. The transcript has 2 exons. Gene Ontology annotation, molecular function: protein binding. Lineage: Eukaryota; Viridiplantae; Chlorophyta; Trebouxiophyceae; Chlorellales; Chlorellaceae. Gene Ontology annotation, cellular component: cytoplasm; nucleus. The record is from RefSeq and is a predicted model, not a curated record. The coding region runs from base 1 to 1293 and encodes 430 amino acids.